Messenger RNA from Heterostelium album PN500, 1269 nucleotides. RefSeq lists its product as uncharacterized. The transcript has 3 exons. Gene Ontology annotation, molecular function: microtubule binding. The record is from RefSeq and is a predicted model, not a curated record. NCBI's taxonomy places the organism in Eukaryota, Evosea, Eumycetozoa, Acytosteliales, Acytosteliaceae. Gene Ontology annotation, cellular component: microtubule. The coding region runs from base 1 to 1269 and encodes 422 amino acids.
AUGAUAAAUAAUAAUAAUAAUAAAGACAUUGGUAGUAAAUAUAAAUAUAAUAACAACAGCAACAGCAACAAUAACAAUCAUAAUAGUAGUAAAAGAAAUGAUAUAGAUUGGGAUGAUUUAAUAGAACAUUUCGAUGUGCUUGGUGAUGAUCAACAUUGUCAUCAGGCAUGUCAAUCGAUAUUGAAUGUUAUUCAGAUAUUGGAUAGUGAGACAAUACCUAAUUUCAUGAAAUAUUUUCUAGAUAAUAUUCGUAUUGACUCAUUGAAUUUGUUGGCCAGAAAGGAAGUCGUCAGAUUGAUAGGAUUCCUAGUGAGUUUACAUAAACUAAAUGUAAUAGAUUAUCAACGUGACAUGGUAACUGUCAUCUUUAAAGUGGUGUUUGAUAAUCUUGCUGGUACUUCUGAUGUCUCUUAUGAAUCUAUUGGUAUAAUGGUUAAAUAUCUAAUAACAUCGUCAUCAUCAUCAUCAUCAUCCUCUUAUUCUUCACCAACUUUAAAUAGUAUAGCUAAUAUAAUUGUUGCCAUCAUUGAGAAUGUCAAUGGCAGUGUGUUUAGAGCACAUAGUUUUACUGUAACCGGCCAUCUAAUGAGAUUUCUCGAGUGUCAGAGGUGUCAGUGUCAUGCACAGGUUGUACAGGCAUUGGCAGCUAUGAUUGUCUAUCACAACACUGGUGGAGCAGCAGCAGCGUCAUCUAGUAGUUUCGACGACGUACUAUCUUCACUUGCCGAUAUUGGCUGUCGCUACUUAGCAUCGCCCGACUGGCUACUGAGAAAGGCAUCGUGUGAACUACUCUCGGCACUGGCAACACGCAUCUCCAAGGAGAAGGUGAUCGCCUACCAACAACAAUGUCUCAACGCGCUCGAACAAUGUAAAUACGAUAAGAUUAAGAGUGUUAGAGAUUUAGCAAUUACCAAUAUUUCACUUUAUAAAUCGAUAGUAAUAACAACAAAUUCAUCAUCACCAACUAAUUUAUCACCAAUUUUAACAUCUUCAUCUUCAACACCAUCUUCAGCACCAACUUUAUCUUCAACGACACCAACUCCAACAACACCAAACAAAAUAGCAUUGCAUCAAAAUCAAUAUAUACCUUCACCAUUAAAGAAAGCUAGUUCAUUACCAACUACACCGAAUUUAAACAAACAAACAACAACAGCAUCGACACCAACAUCAACAACAUCGAUAUCUACACCAAAGAUAUCAUCAUCAUCAUCUUCUUCUUCUUCUUCAACAACAUCAACAACAUUGACACCAAAUAUUUUUAAAGAAUAA